Ficedula albicollis (Collared flycatcher) is the source of this 1431-nucleotide messenger RNA. RefSeq lists its product as uncharacterized. Gene Ontology annotation, biological process: protein polyubiquitination; protein monoubiquitination. Gene Ontology annotation, molecular function: ubiquitin protein ligase activity. The transcript is spliced from 2 exons. NCBI's taxonomy places the organism in Eukaryota, Metazoa, Chordata, Aves, Passeriformes, Muscicapidae. The record is from RefSeq and is a predicted model, not a curated record. The coding region runs from base 196 to 1431 and encodes 411 amino acids.
UGUGUUGGGGGCUGCCAUCAACAGCUCUCAGUGCCCAUCCUAGAGUCAUCACUCCUGCUUCCCUGCCCUGCCUGGUUGGGUAGACGCUGCGGCUACAGCACUGAGGGUGACCUGUGCAAGAAAAUGUCCCUGCAGGGUGGCAGGAGUGUGAUGCCAAUGAAGGGGAGAAACUCCUGAUCCUCAGCUCUCCCCAGAAUGCUGCCAAGCACAAAAAUGGCCAGAGAAAAUUACAGCAACUGCCUCAUCUGCCAGGACACUCCAAAGGAUGUGGCUUCUGCUCUGCCCUGUCAACACCAGUUCUGCCUGGGCUGCAUCCUACGGUGGACACAGACAAAUCCAUCAUGCCCACUCUGCAGGACACCAAUAGAGACUGUCAGGUUUUCUGAGCGGGGUGAACAGGACUAUCUGCUGUUUGCUGUCAUCUCCCUUGAAGAGUCACUAGAGACCAGUAGCCACACAGGGGCAGCUCCCAUCCUCCUGGAUGAAAACAGCCCCCAUAGCCCUCUGGUGUCCUCUGCACCUUCUCCACAGGGAGCACUGUCCCCAGCUGAGCAGGGUACUGCAGGACCGGAGCCUGUGGGUGGCCUCCUGCCCGAGGUGUGGGCGAGACUGUUCCAACAACAACAGCACCUCCUUGAUCCUGUGCGGCCCUGGCUGUGCCAGAAGCUGGAAGCAAUAUUCCAGGACCAGUGGUGGCUGGUGCAAGUUGCACAGAGCAGCAUCUUGCAUGAUCUCUGCCUCCAUGGUCUGAACAUGGAGAACUUGGUCCAGACACUACAGAACUGCCUUGGGGAGCACACAGUGCCACUGCUCCAUGGCCUCAUCCCUGUCAUUGUGGCUCAGGGCAGCGAGGAGGCCCAGAGGCUGCUGCUUCUCUGCAUUGGCAGGGAGGACACUGACAGCCUUGUGGCCAGCGCCAGCUCCAGCUCCAGGUCCAGCAGCUCCCAGGAGAGGAUUUCUGCCAGUGUCCCUGCAGGAUUAAACUUGGAGGAGGAAGCAGGAACAUCAGAGGCUGCCCUCCAAGGAGGUCCCAGGCACCUCCCACCUGUGCCCAUUCCUGCAGAGUGGGACCAGCCCCAGGAGGAGCCAGAGCAGGAAGUGGUGCCAGGUCCAUCUGCCCAGGGCAGCAUCUUCAGCCAGGGACAGGGCUGGGACCAGUCUCACAGGAAGCCUCGGCAUGCCCAAAAGAGGAGAGCCUCCAGCCCCCAGGAUUCUCCCCCACCCAGCAAGAGGCCAAGGCAGGCACCUGUGCAACCCUGCCACCCUGAGGGGCUCUCGUCAGAGGAAGUGAUGAAACCUGGACCAAGCAAGCCCAUGGCAACUUUGGGAAACAACUGCAUCUUCCCAGAUCUUGCUUCCAUACAGUGCCUGGUGAAGUCCCAGUUGGGGCAGUCCUCUGAUUCCAAGGGUCCGAGGUCCCUCAGUAACUGA